This is a messenger RNA of Aspergillus steynii IBT 23096, 1177 nucleotides long. RefSeq lists its product as uncharacterized. NCBI's taxonomy places the organism in Eukaryota, Fungi, Ascomycota, Eurotiomycetes, Eurotiales, Aspergillaceae. The transcript has a single exon. The record is from RefSeq and is a predicted model, not a curated record. The coding region runs from base 195 to 1133 and encodes 312 amino acids.
GCUCGGUCUUCGCGAGAAUGGAGAUCACCGACAGCUCGCUGUAUCGGAUUUUAAACUCGUAUUCGACAGAUUUCUCCACCAUGGAUUCUGCUACAUAUAAACAAUCGCCCUGCUGGUACCUGGGCCAUCCCAGAUGAAACCACACUCAAUCGAAAAAACCACAGCAAAACCAUUAUUCUCCAAAAAUAUCAACAAUGUUCUCAUCGUUACAAUCGCGAUCAGGGGGUCCGUAUGCCUCCACCACAGCCAGUCUUGGAGAGCUGCCCUCGAUCACCCCCGACAUUCCAGUCAGCGCGGUGUUCAUCGCCAUCUUCAUCGCAUUUGCUGCAACAAACAUGACGAUCUUGCAGGUAAACCUUCGCAGAAACCACAAGUUUGUGUUAUCGGGGGCAAUGUUCGGUUUCUCCAUGGCCCGGAUUACCACACUCGUUCUGCGCAUCGUGUGGGCGAGCCGACAGCACAAUGUCCGACUUGCAAUUGCGGCUGGAAUUUUCGUGAAUGCCGGCAUUCUGGUCAUCUAUAUCGUCAACUUCAUUCUUUCGCAAAGAAUCCUCCGAGCAAAGCAGCCGCACGUCGGGUGGAACCCAAUCUAUCGAGUCCUCUGCAAAGUCCUGUACUUUGGCAUCUUCGCAGCCCUUGUCAUGGUGAUCGCGGCUAUGGUGGUAUCAGUGUACACGCUGAACCCUCAUACCAAGACCAUCUGUCGCGACAUCCAACUCGCCGCCCUCACUUACUUCCUCGUCUUCUCCUGCCUCCCGUUCCUCCAUGUCGCCGUGACAUUCUGGCUACCAAGAUCCCAAGACGAAGAAACAUUCGGGGAGGGCAGCAUGGGCGCCAAAACAAUCAUCGUGCUUCUAUCGACAGGCCUGUGCGUUUUCAACGCCGGAUUCAAGGCCGGAGUCAACUGGAGUCCUCUGCGUCCUAUAACCAGUCCCGGUUGGUUCGACUCGAAGGCCAGCUUUUACGUCUUCAUCUUUGUAUUUGAGGUCCUUAUCCUCUGCCUUUUGACGUUCAGCCGCAUCGAUAAGCGAUUCUUCGUUCCGAACGGCUGCAAGGGCCCUGGCGAUUACACCCAACUCCGAGAAAAAAGCUCUAAGGCGGAUGGGGAUGACUCGGGGAGCCAAGAGGCUUAAAAGAUGCUUAUUGGCACACGGGAUUGUUUAUAGAUUAUGAUCAC